UGUCAUACACAAGAACUGUUUCAACUUUCAAUUCACCAAAAAUGGCUCCUCUGAACCCAAACGCUGCAGACUACUUCCCUCACCACCACCACCACCAAAGAAAACUCCACAACCACCACCAAAUCACCAUGUCCCUUCCCCAUUACCACACUUCUCAACACCACCGCUUCUUCACACUCUCUGCAACUCAACACUUUGUGUUCUACCCACACACCACCACCGCACUUCCAUUUUCGCACCCUUCUACUUUCCAGAGCCAGCACCACCAACUCAGCACUUACACUGUGUCGCCACAACCGUUACCAUGUGAAGCUGAACCGGUUCGUUUCCUCAACAAACCGUUUCAACAACAUGGCCCUUCGGAACUUGAUGGUUACAACAACAACAAGAAGCAAGCGUUUUUGCAGAAGCCGGCUCGGAGAUCGGAGCACCGCCGUUCAGAGAGGUUGAGACAGACGAGGAGGUUCGAGGGCCGAGGAGAGAUUGCUCCGGAAAACAAGAAAUGGCGUCCUUUAAUCCGGCCUCACAGAGAUCAAACCACUGUGAUGAUCAAAAACAUUCCUGUUAAAUACACUCGGGAUAUGCUGAUCAAGUUUCUUGAUGAUCAUUGCAUGAGGGAAAAUGGAAGGGGCAAUGGGAAUGUGGAAGGAAAUGUGUUCGCUUUUGACUGUGUUUAUUUGCCUAUGGAUUUCAGAACUGGAAUGAACAAGGGGUAUGCCUUUGUAAAUUUCACCAAUUCCGAGGCUGCUUUGAAGUUUACCCAGACAACCUCCAAUCAAAAGUGGGAUUUGUUUCAAUCUCUUAAGAUCCGUGAAGUUGUACCUGCACGUCUCCAGGGAAAGGAGAAUCUGGAGAAGCAUUUUGGAACGAUGAGAUUCCCCUGCGAGUCCGAGGAAUUUCUGCCUGUGGUUUUCAACCCACCUAGGGAUGGUAGUCUCAAGGGAGAGCAAAGGACAGUUGGGAGGCUUAUUGUUUAGCCUCGAAGCAUGUGAUUGUGCACUUGUUUCAAUUCUCUGAUGGUUUCAUGUUUCAAUUCUCUGUUGUUUUUCAUGCUUAGGUUCUAAGGCCUUUUGCUUCAACUAGGAAUCUCUUGUUCUGUUCAAUUUCACAAAUAGGAGGGUGGAGCUUGGCCACACACUGAUCCAUUGAUUCAGAGGAUUGUGUGGUAGGGUCCACCUUUUCUUGGAUAGACUUGAGCCUUAACCCUUCUUCAAGCUUACAAUAACAUAGUACUGUUCACUCCUGUCCAUGUUGGUAUUCCAAAUGUUUGUUUGUACUACUUUCUAGGAUUGUACCCUCUGAUCAGAAAGCUAUUUUGGCUUUAAGUGCUGUGGGGUAAAUAAAAAAAUAUAUUGUGUUGUGUCA
Messenger RNA from Lotus japonicus, 1365 nucleotides. Its product is annotated as protein MEI2-like 4. The record is from RefSeq and is a predicted model, not a curated record. The transcript is spliced from 4 exons. Bases 42 to 977 code for a protein of 311 amino acids. Gene Ontology annotation, molecular function: RNA binding. Lineage: Eukaryota; Viridiplantae; Streptophyta; Magnoliopsida; Fabales; Fabaceae.